Molecule: messenger RNA, 13394 nt
Organism: Mytilus californianus (California mussel)
Lineage: Eukaryota; Metazoa; Mollusca; Bivalvia; Mytilida; Mytilidae
Exons: 67
Coding region: 161-12232 (4023 amino acids)
Biological process (GO): homophilic cell-cell adhesion
Cellular component (GO): membrane
Molecular function (GO): protein binding; calcium ion binding
Source: RefSeq, a predicted model, not a curated record
UUCUUUUGAUCUGUGGCAGCAGACAGAAUGUUCAUUACAAAAACCACCAAGUGGCUGCAGUGUAAAUUUAUCUAGUAGUGUGUUAGAUGUAUGUUCAGUUACUCCUGACUGUCAUGGUAUUACAUGUUGCCUUCCGUUCAAAUUUAUCAAUGGACAACGGAUGACCAACGUUACAUUUCACUUCAUUUCUUGCAACAAAUUAGAAUACAGCAUUGAAAGAAAAGUUUGGCAGAAAAGUCUUGAAGCAGAUAAAGUAGUGACAGAGAAUAUAGGUGACACUUUCCAGUAUAACUACAGCUUAUCAUCAGGAUUUGAUCCAUCAAAAUAUGCAGUUACAGUAGAUCUACAAGUUUGUUAUCUGGCUGAUGAAUUUUGUAGGACCUUCAGAUUAUUGGAUGCUACUAAUAUUGCAUGUUCAUCAACAAGGAAGAAGAGACGUAAAAGAUCUACUACAGAGCCCCAGGUUGCAGAUUUUAAACAGGGAAUAAGAAUUCUAAUGCAAAGGCAGGCUUCUUCAACCGAAAUAAAAGAAUAUCUUGAAGAAGUGGAAAAAUAUGAGCUGAGCAUGAUGCAAGAAAAUCUUAAAGGAGCUGUGCUGCCUGACACUGACACAAAAACAGGCAUGAAGUCUGCUAUGAAGGCUCUUGGAAGGAACAAUCCUGCUACAAUUCCUAUAGCCAUUGACUCACAAGCAAAUGAAUCAGUUACAGGAGGUGAUGUCAUUCAAGGCAUAUUAGGAACCACAUCAGACAUUCCAGGGAGGACUAAACAAACAUUUGUUGUUGGACAUGGUUUGACAAAUGCAGGAGUUAGACUUCUUGGAGAGAAGCUGGCUAACAUGACUAUUGGAGAUAUAGAAAAUCUGCUAGAUAUAAAAAAUGUAGAUCCAAUUGAAGUAUUCAAACUGAUUGAUCAGCUGAGAGAUUUAUUUAAAGCUUUGUUAUCAGAAUUUUUGACAGAAAUAGUAGGCGGAGAAUCAGAUUUUUUCAAAUCAGAAGAUCUUGUAAUGUGGGGAGAAGUUCCAUUGCCUAGGCGUUCAAAAAAGUUUCAAUAUCCUCCUGGAGGUGCUGGGCAGAUACCAAUUGCUGGAAUUAUUGUUUUGAGAUUUAGAGUUGGUGUUGGUAUAUAUUAUGGUGUGAAAUUCCGAGUAGGAAUCAAUGUUUUGGGAAUGAAUGGAGCUGCUGAGAUUGCACCAUAUACUGGGAUAUUGGUUUACGGAGAAGUAGGAAUUGGAAUUGCCAUGUUGUAUGCCAAACUAAGACUUGAGGGACAUAUUAUGGAUCUGAAAUUUCCAACCAGAGGAGAGAUCUCGUUCAGUAAAUUUCCUCUCGAUGUUGGAAUUACUAUGGACCUUGACAUGACACCUAUACGACUAAAGUUGAAAGUAUUGAUAACACUUGAGAUACCCUUACUGUUCACAUCUAUAAAAGUAACUUUGUUCAAGGCAACCAUUUGGCAGUUUUCAUCUCCAACUAUAAGACAAAAUAUCAUUAACAACUGGAAGAAAGAAAAAGAUCUCACUGGCCCAGUUAUAACAGAGUUUAUUGAUAAACCAGGCACUAAAAGGGAGAAACGUUCCACAACGAAUUGUUUGGUAAGACAAAUUCCAAAUCAGGAUUACACAGAGCCUCAGUUUGAAAUUUCUAUCCAUGCUGGUGAUGACAGAAGUGGGGUCAGGUUAUACCUAGAUGUGGGAACUGUACCUGGGGAAACAGAUGUGUUGAACAAGAGAGAAUUGGCAGGCCCUGCAACAAUAUUGUCAGAAAAACUAGCAGCAACUGGUGUUCCACUGUAUUUUACUGUAACUGCUGAGAAUGACUCGGGUCAAAAGUCAACAGCUUCAUGUGACCUAUAUACAUAUGAUAUAACACCACCUGGUGGCAGAUUUGAUGAAGAUUACAAGACAACCAGUAACCCAUCAGUUAUUAAAGCUUCAGUGACAGUAUAUGAAGAUUCAGAGCUUGUAGAAACUAAAGUGGCAUUAGGUUAUGGGAAGGACAUAUGGGGUGAACAGAUUGUCCAAUGGAAUGAUGUGGAACUUGACCAAAGCACUAUAAAUCAUAUUACAGCAGAGUCUGAUCCUCUUAAUCGUAAGGUUUUGGAGAUGUUCACUAGCCCACGCACAGGAAAAUUAGUUGGACCGAAAGCAGGCAAGGAUUCUUCCCAACAUUCUCCUGGAGAUUGUGCCAGAGCAUGUGCUGAUUUACCUCCAACCAAAUGUAUGAGUUUUAAUUUUGAUUCUGCAGACGGAACAUGUGAACUUGUUGAAGCAAUCGAGGGAUACCAUUUUAAAAGAUCCCGAUCAGGAUAUUUUUCUCAUUAUGAAAGAUUAGGUGUAGGAAAGACUAAACAGUUCAACUUUGACCAGCUACAGUUACCACACAACAAGAUUUUCUUUGUGAAUUUCCUUGUAAGGAAUUAUCUUGGAUAUACAUCCAUAAUCAACACUCAAGGUGUCCUUGUUGAUUUGACUACACCAAUCACAGGAGAAAUAAGAAAUGCUAGUAGAGACACCCUUAAGCAUGCCGACUGUCUGUCUCUCAUACCUGAAGAACAUAGACCUGAUUGGAUUAUGCGUUGUAAAGGGAUUAAUCCUGAUAUAAAAAAUCACAGAUUGAUAGUAGAUGGCCCAGGCUCCAAAGCAGUUUUCAAUGGUAUGGAGCCAAUGAAAGACCUCCUGUUCACAAGAUAUAACACAUACAUUACUGCUAACUGGGAUGGAUUCAUAGAUAGAGAGAGUGGACUGUUGGGUUAUGCAGUAUUUGUUGGAAAGAGUGUUUGUGAUGAUUUGAUACAUAAACAUCAUGAUCCACACAAACAUCUCUUUGAGGUAUCCCAGUGGACUCAUACUGCUACAAUUUAUCCUAUUCCUGCUCCAUAUGAAACACUGCCAGAUGGCAAAUAUUACAUAUCUGUGAGAGCAUUAAAUAAUGUGAAAUAUGGAGGUCCAUUGGCUACAACUGUUUGUCAUUCAAUACCACUAACAGUAGACAACUCACCUCCUUUAAUCUUGGAAAUUUAUGAUAUAAGAUACAAUGAAAGUACCUUCACCAUCACAGCAAAGCACAAUUCUAGUGAUCCACAUUCAGGAUUGGCCUACAAUGAUGUAUGUUUAGGGAGAACAAGGAGAGAUUGUAUUGAGAUGAGAUGGACCAGACUUUCAUUUGAUCCAUAUAUUACACUUGUUAAAAUUCUAACUGAUGGUGUACCAAUCUGGAUUAAAAUCAGAGCAAUCAAUAAAGUUGACUUGCGUACAAUUGUUGUUGCUGAUUCAGCAAUUAUUGUGGACAAAACUGCGCCCUAUGCUGGAGCUGUGAUGGAUGGACCUUUUCAUGGUGAAGACUUAUUAUACACAAAGUAUUCAGAUAGAAUAUGUGCCAAUUGGUUACAUUUCUAUGACCCAGAGUCUGGUAUUGGAUUGUAUUUGGUCAGUGUUAGUUCUGUCAAACAGAUAAAUGUAACAGACAUUGCUAACUUGACAGAGUACAGCAGGACAACACAUGAAGCUUGUGUAGAGCUAACUCCUGAAAAUUAUCUAGAACAUGGACAUACUUACUUCACCACAGUGUGGGCAUUUAAUGGUGCUAUUAAUCAGAAAAAUGUGUCCGCUAUUUCAAAUGGAGUGACUGUAGAUUUAACAGAGCCAGUUUCUGGUCAUGUUAUUGAUGGAAACAAGACAGAUUUUGAAGAUAUCCAGUUCUCUGGUAAUGCAGCUAAAGUGGAGGUUCAAUGGAGAGAUUAUUAUGAUCCUGAAUCAACUAUUAGACAGUAUGAUGUGCAAGUUCAAGUAGCACUAAAUUUAACAGACAACUACAAUAUCAUAAGAAAUUUUGUGCCAUUUUCUAACACAACAGACAGUGUAAAAUGGUUGAAUUUUCAAUUUCAACAUAAAGAUAAAGUAAGAAUUGACCUUCGUACUACAAAUGGAGCUCACAACUCUAUAAUCACCUCGACUGAUGGCUAUGUUGUAGAUAUUACACCACCAAAGCUAUUGCAUCUAGGAGACGGAUUUGUACAACAUAAAGAUCUAGAAUUCCAGUCAGAUGCCAAAGGUCUUUCAUGUAAUUUCAUGUUUAUUGAUGAAGAGUCUGGUUUAGACCAUUUCCAAAUACAGAUUUACAGACAACAUCAAAGUAUUAGAUCUCAAAUUGUUCCAGCAACUCGAAACGAUUGGAUACAGCUUGAUGAUGAGACCAUACAUGAAUUCACUGACUCCAGUCUAGAUUUACUACAAGGUGCAAUAUACAGUAUAAGAAUAGGAGCUGUCAAUAGAGCCGGAUUUGUGGCAGCUUUUGAAACAAAUGGUGUAAAAAUAGACAGAACUCCUCCAAUUGUUAACUGGCUUCAUGUGAACACUUUGUCUGAUGAUGAAGAAGAAAUUGUAGAUGACUAUGUGUGGCAAGCUGAUACAAGUGGUAUAAAGGCGACAUGGCAAGCUUUAGAUCAUCAGUCAGGAAUUAUCAGUUUCAAAAUAGCUGUUGGAACAACACCAGGUGGAAUUGAAGUGAAGUCAUGGACAGAUAUAGGAUUAAAGAAAGAUACAUAUAUAGAUGGAUUGUCACUAGUAGUAAGUGAUAUUGACACCAAGACCCCAGUAUAUUAUGUCAGUUUAGUGGCAAUAAAUGGAGCAGGCCUGGAGAGUUCACCAGUGGUGUCUUCACCUAUAGUGGUAGUUGAAUCGGAUAGACCAGGCAUAGUUAUUGACGGUACAGAUGGAACAGACCAUGAUCCUGUAUUUGACAUUGGUGUUGACAUGGAUUACCAGUCUGACAUUUCUACCCUCAGCGUACAGUACACAGGCUUUGAGAGCCAUCUCCAUGGUGUCAUGGACUAUGAAUGGGCUGUAGGAACAACUCCAGGUGGACAAGAUGUCACCACAUUUUCAUCUGAUGGAAUUUUACAUGUUGAAGAGCAAACUAUUGCUGGAGAUGGCAUUUCAAGCUCUGGAUAUGCACAAGUAAAUGCUCAGCUAGAACCUGGAAAGACUUAUUAUUCUACCAUCAGAGGUAUCACUAAUGCUGGAAAUAUUAUUGAGUCUGUAUCAGAUGGAAUAACUGUAGAUGUACUACCACUAAACAUUAUUUUAGAUAGACUGUCAGAUAAAAGUGCAGUUGAUGGUGACAUAGGACCAAGUUCUUCGAUGUAUAAAAGUACAGCUGACUCCCUGUCUGCCAUAUGGCACUACAAUGACACAGAUAGUGAAGUAAUAAGAGCCUGGUUAUCUGUUGGGACAUAUCCAUACGCCGAGGACAUAUCACCUAGAACUAAAGUGAAUAUAUCUUCUACACUGAGCAGUUACUUAGAAGCUGGCUCUGUCAAACCUGACAUUUCAGGCAAACCUAAUAUAAUCAGUAUCUGGGCAGAAGACAAUGCUGGCAUGAUUAGUAAAACUAUGUUUGGUUCAAUUAUCAUUGAUACCAGUAAACCAGGAACUGGAUAUGUAUCUUGUCCAGAAUACAUUGGGAUGGAGAGUCCAAUAUUGUGUUCCUGGUCAGGAUUUCUAGAUGAAGAGAGUCCUAUACAGAAAUUCAUGAUCACUCUUGGAUCAGAACAAGGAUCAUCAGAUAUUUUUGAAACAACUCUCAGCGGAUUUUUAUCUUCAUAUAUCAUUAAAGGAGUUAAUUAUAGAUUAGAUCAUGGCAGAUCAUACCAUGCUACAGUUACAGCAGCGAAUUCAGUUGACAUGGAAACAUAUGCCUUUUCUGGAUCCAUCUCCAUUGAUACAACACCACCUAAACAUGGUAAAGUGGUGGACCUACAUACAGUCUACAGAAUCAAUGUCAAUGACAAUAGUGAAACUGUGGCAAUGAAUGCUAAAAUCUGCAGUACAGAUGAAGAAUGUGAUGCAUUAGAUGCUGUAUGUUCAGAGUCCCUCACAUCUGUAUCAGCCACAUGGCAGCUGUUUACUGAUGAUGAGUCAGGAAUUACUGGGUAUCAGAUAGCAGUAGGUACAACACCAGGUGGUGCACAGAUUAAAGCUUUCUUUGAUGUUCCACAAGAUGCUAGAUAUUACACAGUGUCUGGUCUUAGUCUGAUGGGAUAUAGAAAGGUUUAUGUCUCUAUCAGAGGAACAAAUGGAGCUGGGUUAUCUAGUGUAGCCACUUCCAAUGGUGUUUAUAUCUCAUACCUAAGUCAGGGUCUACAACCACUAUCACAUAUUGGCAUCAAUGAUGUACUAGACAACUCUGAUCAUGAUGUAGAUUUUCAGGAAAGUUAUGACACACUGGAAGCAUCAUGGGAUUUGUCAGGUGACCCAUGUCCAUCAGUAAGAAAUGAAUGGCUUAUAAAAAAGUUGGAUGGAAAAGUUGUUUCUGAAUGGCUUGACAUGGGUGUUGCAGAAAAUGCAAUGUUAGAUGGACUUAGUCUUAGAGGUGGUGAAUUAUAUUAUUCUUUGUUACGAGUGACAAAUGCAUUAAACUAUACUUACAUCAUAAGAUCCAAUGGAGUUACUAUUGAAGAAGAUCCACUAAUUCCGGGCAGAGUGUUUGAUGGAUAUAUUCCUGGGUUUGAUUUGAACGUUCAACCCUCUAGACGUAAAAUAUCAGCUAACUGGGAUGGUUUUGGUUUACCAGCAUCUGCUUAUUUUCAGGCAGAUGUUGAAGGCAAUCCAGGAUAUCAAACUAAUGACUCAAAAACAGCAGACCAACCCAAUGCUCAGGAAAUAAUGUAUUACGAAGUAGCUGUUGGAACAGAUAGAAGAUUUCCUAUAACCAGAAAUAAUAUUGUACCUUUUACCAAUGUUGGUUUGAACAAAUCUGUUACGUUUUAUGAUCUUAACCUAGCAUCAGGAACGGCAAUGUAUUAUUUCACUGUGAAAGCCUACAGCAUAUCGUAUUCUAUUGCUACCGUUACAUCUAAUGGUUUCCAUGUUGGGUAUGAUGGUGGUGUUGAAGGUGGAUCCAUCAUCAUGGGAGACUUCAUCAACAAUGAUACCUAUGUAGACAUACAGUUUGAAGGUUUUACAUCUAAGCUAGAAAUAAUGAUGUAUUAUGUGGGAAUAUCGAACAACACAGGAGCAGUAGGAACAGAUUGUAAACAAUAUAUUGAUGGACAAAAAAGUGAUAUCAAUGAGAAAAAUACAUUUAAUGUUGUACCACUGCUUAACAUAAAUAAGAAUACAUUCUACAGUCUGACAUCAUUGCACUUACAACCUGGAGGAACCUACUAUGCCUGGGUUAUAGCAACAGAUGAAUCGGGAGACUGUGGAAUGAUAAAUCACAAAUUCACAGUUGACACAACACCUCCAUUGUAUGGUGCUUUGACUGCUGGACCAUUUUAUAACAUGGAUUUGGCAUACACCUCAGACAAUUCAACUAUUCGAGUUCAAUGGACUAAUUACAGUGAUCCUGAGUCGGGUCUAGCAACAUAUGAAGUUUCAUUAUGGAAGAACACCUCAUGUUAUUUCAGUGCAGAAGAGAUAUUGGUAGUUAAUUUGAUAGAACUGACCAGCAACUAUACAGAAUACAGCUUUGUCAAUUUAAAUCUUACAAUGAACAUUCCGUAUACAGUUCAAAUACAAGUCACAAAUGAAGCAGGACUUUCAAUUAUUGAGAAAUCAUCACCAAUUUUAUAUGACCCUUCCAAACCUGUAUCUGGUACUAUAGUUGAUGGUCCAAAUUUUGAAGCAGGACAAGUUUGGUUUAGUUCAACAGAGACAAUAACAGGUUCAUUUUUGCACUUUGCUAAUCCAGUUGGUUCAGCAUGUCCAACAAGGUUGAUUUCAAUGAGCAAUGACACUGACUGGCAAAAACUGGAAAUUAUUGAUCUUAAGGAUCUAAGUGGCAAGAAAUGGUCUCUUCAGUAUCAACCAGCAAACAUAAAUCAGGAUAUUUAUGAUGAUACAGUGUCAAUAAAGCUUGCAAGAGACCAGAAAAAACACCAGAUGUUGACUGGAGCAUAUUUCAGACCUGCUAGUUUCAAAAAUGGAGGCACAUAUCAUAUUUCUGUGAAACCAGCAAGAGGACAUGGCAUUGCAGUGACAGAAAUUUUGUUUUGGGAUGGACCAGAUACUGUUAUUUCUACUUAUGAAUAUAAUGAAGACAUUGACUGGGCUUCAUCUGUUUGCCAGUGUUGUUUAAUAGAGCCAGUGCCUGAGGAUUGCAACUACUGCAAUUGCUCCAGAUAUUUAUCUGAUAAAUACGGAAACAGCACACUGCCUUCAGUACCCAGUACAACAGUAGCUACAACAGAUCAGACAACCACAACUCCAGCACCAUAUGACAUAGUCAAUAAUCCGUCUGACAGUGAUGUUUCAAAACCUGUAGAUACUAGUACACCGUUGGCUCAAAAGUCCUGUGGCAUUCAGAUUCUGUUUGAUCAAAAUUCAAAAAUUGUGACUUGGUGUCGGUUCUCCAAUGGUAUUUUCCCAGUUAUGAAGACAGCUGUUGAUUACAACAUCACUGGAGAAUUUCUCAACCUUAAACUAAUAUUUAAACCAGAGAUGGAUAAUGCAGUUGAUAUUUCUUUAUGUCUUGUGGUUUUUAUUAAUGAUGAGGAAAUAAAUGAGCUCUGUGGAAUUCCUCGUAUGAGUGAAACAACAAAACUGGUGCUGCAUGUUUUCAAUCGUGACAAUUAUGUACCAAAGAUUACAGAUAUAUUCAAUGUAUUCUCUACGAGGGCAAUUUUCAAAAAGCUUAUACUACCACCACAAACUGGUGCACUUUGUCGCUAUGGUGAUCCAUUCAGAGGUGAAACUAACCCUAUAAUAAAAUAUGAAGUUGGUAUUGGGAGCGACAAGUUGUUUACAGAUAUUGAACCCUUUAGGAAAGUUAUAGAACCAUGUAUCCCUUGCUUUGGGGAAUGUUCAAAAUACAACUGUGACCAGAAGUGCAACCUGGAUAAAGUUAUGGACUACAGUUUUACUUUGACAAACUUGAACCUAAAACCAUAUGUCAUUGAUAUGAAUGAAACAGGACAUUCAUAUAAUAAAACUAUAAUAUACUAUCUCACAGGAAGGGCUAUGACUGGAUCUGGAGAUAGUGCUGUAUCCUCAUCUUCAGGAUUUUAUAUUGAUAUCACAGGUCCCCUGUUUGACCUUGACAUUAUGCUGAAGUCCCCAAUUUAUAUUGAUGAAACCCGAGGAGAGUUUCAGCCAGUCCGAUUCCAAGCAUCAAACAGCACCAUUAAAGCUUUUUGGAGAUGUACUGAUGAUGAAAGUCAAAUUAAGGAAAACUUUUGGGCAAUUGGUAAAACCCCUGGUGGAACAGAACUUCAAGAAUUUCAAUCAGUUGGCCUCAAUGUAACUGGCAUUAAUUCAUCAUUUGAAGGCAUUCUCCAACAUAACCAUACAUAUUAUGUGUCUAUUAUCUGUAUCAAUGGAGGUGGGAAACCUACACAAUGGAAUGAUAAUUAUGGUGUUGUUCCUUUGUUAAAACUACCAGAAGUGGAUGAUUUAAACAAUACUGUCCUAGGAGAAGUUAAACCAUUUGAUGAACCAGUGAUACCUCUAGAUGCCAUGGAGAGUUCAGAUCCUGAUAGUAUAGGAUUUACAUUUACUGUUAGUGAAGAUAAAACCAUUAACAAAUAUGAUUUGUGUAUUGGAACAGAUGUAAAUAAAGAUGAUAUUUUCCCCUGUGCAUGGGUUGGGUAUAACAUAUCAGGAUCUGCUUCUAUCAAAGAUGGGUAUUUGUUAAUUGAUGAUAUUAGAGUAAGAGCUCUGUCAGAACUGCAGAACAGAUUUUGGAAUGUAUCUGAGCAGCAAAGACAGAACAAAACAAGUGUAUUCCAUAUGGAACCUGGAAGGACAUUGUUUCUGACUAUGAGAGUUUGUAAUGAAGCAGAACUCUGUACUAACAAGUCAUUAGGAAGUGUACUGAUAACCAAUACAGAAUCAAUAAUAAAAAGAUCAGAACAUGGAGAAUCUAUUGAAAUUGUAGAAUAUGUUUCGACAGACUCUACAAGGAGAAAGAGAAAUGUAGAAACAAUCGUUGUAACAACUCCAGAAGGGUUGAUACCAGGACAGGCAAUUGUACUUCAGCCAAUAUCUGAAAAAGAUCUAACAACAGAAUACAGAUCUGAUUCUUCAACUGAUUUUCAGCCAUAUAUAGUCAACCCAGAAACUACCCUGGAUAUGGUAGAAAGAUUAUUGUACAAGAGAAUACAUUCCUUUGAAAUGACAUUUUCUGUGAUACCAGUUGGUCACCUGUCUAUGCCAGGACCAAUAAAUAUCACAUAUCCAGAUACUGUUGGCAAGAAUGAAGAUACCAGAACUGCCCUAGCUCACUGGAAUACUGCUCUACAGCAAUGGCAGUUGAGUAGUAUGACAUGUGGUAAAGCAUUGGAAAUUGAUAAUGGAGAUGAAACAAAGAGUGUUGAGGUUUGCAAAACAUGGGGAGAUGAAGUAGAUGAAAUCAAUCAAACUGACAAAUCUGUCUCAUAUUUCUCUGGAGAAACACAAUUUGCUGUAUUUAUUAUUUCAAAUAAAGUGUAUAAUUCUCCACCAAUACUGACCAGUGACAGGUUCAUAUCCAUCAAAGAAGAUGAAGGUACAUUACAAUACCAGUUGGAGGCAACUGAUGAAGAAGGUGAUGUAAUCAAAUUCAGUCUGGCAAGUCAGACAUAUAAACUUGGUAAACCACUGCUUUUUGAGGAUGGAAUACUGCUUUAUACUCCAUGCACAGACUGUUCAGGUGUUGAGACCAUAGCAAUCAUCCUUCAAGAACUACAGACCAAUGAUGAUAUACCCCCAUCCAGCAGUGAAUCAACCCUUGUCAUUACCAUUAUAGAUUCUAAUGACCCACCAGAAAUAUUCCUAAUCCAGUAUGGUCAAUCUAUUUUAUCAUCUGAUCCAACAGAACCAGUUUUGGUAUAUCUAGAACAGAAAAACAUAUUUAACCUGAAUAAAUGGACAGAGGAAUUCACUGCUGUAAUAGGAGCAUUUGAUAUGGAACAACAAGAUCUCUCUAUGAAUGUACAAAAACCUCUGCAUGGUACACUUAUGUUUACAGAUGAAAAAACAACAGCACCCAUGACACUGAAAUGUGAAACUGCUGUAAAUGUAGUCAGUGAACCGUGUGGUAAUUUUAGCAAAACUUUACCAUACAACAAGGAUGCAGUAUAUUGGCUUUACAACACUUUGUUCUAUAAUCAAAGUAUGAAUUCUUCUGGAUUUGACCUGCUGAAAGUGUACUUCUCAGAUUCAAUGACUAUAUCAUCAACUGUUGUGACAAUACAGUUCAUAUUAAUGGAGUCACCUUGUCAUAAUGGUGGAUUAUGCCAGCCUAAGAAUGGCAGUAACUACCCAUGUACCAGUACCCAUAGAGCAGAAAGUUUUGACUUGUUUUAUGACUGUGUCUGUUUACCUGGAUAUUCUGGUGUAUACUGUGAAGAAAAUAUUGAUGAAUGCUUAAGUUCACCCUGUUUAGAUACAUUGGAAUGUAUAGAUGGCGAUAAUAAAUAUGAAUGUAGAUGUCCAAUAGAUAAUCCUGAUUGUGAAUCCAAGGAAACCACUGAAGCUUUGAAUUUGGUUUCUAUUAUUGGAAUGAUUAUAGGCUGUAUAUUAGUAAUCAUAAUCAUUAUUAUCGUUAGCAUUGUCUGUAAAGUAAAUUACAGGAAGAGAAACAGAAAUGGAUAUGAACCUCCGGAUACAACUCAUCAGAGUCGCUCUUCGAAACCUAGGUUUUGUUCGUCAGAUUUAAGGAGACAUGAUAAUCAAGAGGCAGCUCCAGAUCUUGUGUUCAUUCGAAUGGAUGCUGAUAAUAGGAAAAUAAAAGCAAGAGACAGUGCACCCCAAAGUGUAAGAGGAACUAAGAUCCACCCUGCUUCUCUUGUUUUGAAAUCAGGGCAUUCAUUGAUUGGAAAGAAACUUCAGCCAAUGAUCCUAGAUUAUAAAUCAUCUGUAACGGAGGUGUCUGUACCUUAUCUGGCUAAAUUGGAACAGGAUUGCCCCCUGACAAAUUACUCACUGGAUGAAUUGGCAACAGAAUUUAGGAAGAUUACAGGAAAAAUCAUGGAAGAUGUAAUGAUUUUAGCAAAGAAAGAAUUAAAUCUUGAAAAUGCCCAAAAGCUCUUGCACCAAACUAUAUUGUAUGCUAAUGAGAUUGGUGGCCCAACAGGGUCAGCCUUUCCUACUGAAACAGCACUGCAUUGGGUGGCCAGUAUAAAUCCAGGUCCAUCAACUUCAGCAUAUUAUCAGUCAAGCAGUGGAACUCCUUCACAGUCACCUGAUAAUGGUAAAGGCAAAUCGAAGAAGAAGAAGAAGAAAAAAAAUCGUUCCAAAACCACCAUUAUUUAACUUUACAUCUGCCCCAGACCACCAAGAAUCAUGAAUUAAAUCAGUCAGAGGAAACAAGUUUUAUUAUACAAAGUUGGAGAUAAAUAGUUAUCUGAUUUAAAGCUUAUUGCUGAAAACACUGAAAAAAUGCAGAUGACAAUGUCUUAGUUAUAUACAAUAAACACUGAAACAUGACAGAUAAUUGUAAAUCAAAGUCAUAUGAAACUUCAAAUUAAAAAAAAUGUUUAAUAUUUAUCUAAUAUAUGUACUCUAUAUCUUGUUGUUAUGAACUCUUAAAUAGGUGUUGGUUGUUUUGGAGGUUUUUUUUUGUAUUUUUGUAUACUUGUUUACAUACAACAAUUUAAUUUUUUUUUAAAUGACUUUUCAAAGAUUCUAAAUAGUUUUGGAUGGCUUGGAUAAAGUGCAACUCAGCCUUAUAGUAUGAUGAAUGUCAAGUCUGGAAAAAAGAGUACCUGUUUUGUGUAAUCCUACAGUUUUUGUGGAGCAUUCAACUCUUGUCGCAGAAAGCUAGACAUAGGGAUAGUGAUCUGGCGGUCAUGCAGGCAUUAACAAACUUCUCAAAAGCUUAAUAUUUCAGUAAGUAGAAGACCUUGAUCCUUCAUACUUAGUAUAUAGAUGGCUUAUGUUAUGAAGUUUCCGUCUGUCAUAUGUAUAUUGUCCUUGACCUCAUUUUCAUGGUUCAUUGAUCAAUGUUGAGUUUUCCUGAUUAAGUUUGUUUCUGAAAUAUGCAAUAGGUCAGCUACAUUUAAAGCAUAUUUCAUGUAUGGAAUGAUUGUAAGAUGUACAUGUAUUUCCAGUUUGGUUUAUCUUACUUUGACCUCAAUUUCUUGGAUCCUGUUAAGUUUAUGUGAUAGUUGUAGUAAAGCUUUAUAUUUAGGACAAUCAACAUAAUAUCAAUGGUUAGUAAAGAAGGCGAGACAUUUCAGUGUGUGCACUCUUGUUUUCUACAUUCUUACUUUCUACAAUUGAUUAACGUUGAAGAUGAGCAUUACAACUUAUUGUCAUGUGGAGAAUUUUUGCAGAUUUUACGAAAGAUUACACUAAGUUAUGUACCUUAUUUGUGUACUGUAGUUUCAUAAAUUUUUGUGAACUUUUUUUAUUAUUGUGAAAUUUACUACAAGUUAGGUUUUGUAAAUUAAAAAUAAAAAUUUUGAUAGCAUUA